Molecule: messenger RNA, 1943 nt
Organism: Stegastes partitus (bicolor damselfish)
Lineage: Eukaryota; Metazoa; Chordata; Actinopteri; Pomacentridae
Product: eukaryotic translation initiation factor 4E-1A-like
Exons: 7
Coding region: 40-690 (216 amino acids)
Biological process (GO): translational initiation
Cellular component (GO): eukaryotic translation initiation factor 4F complex; cytoplasm
Molecular function (GO): RNA 7-methylguanosine cap binding; translation initiation factor activity
Source: RefSeq, a predicted model, not a curated record
UUUAACAGACGCCAAAAAACUGAAUGUGAUUUCCAGAAGAUGGCGACCGCUCUGGUGGUGUCAACUUCAGUUCCUCCAAAUCCUGAAAAGGAAAAAUGCGAAACAACCAUUCAGAAGGUUGUGAGUCCUGAAGCGUACAUCAAACACCCAUUACAAAACAGGUGGGCACUUUGGUUUUUCAAGAAUGACAAAAGCAAAACAUGGCAAGCCAACCUUCGUCUCAUUUCCAAGUUUGACACUGUGGAAGACUUCUGGGCAUUAUAUAAUCACAUUCAGCUAUCAAGUAACUUGAUGUCUGGCUGUGACUAUUCACUCUUUAAGGAUGGGAUUGAGCCCAUGUGGGAGGACGAAAAGAACCGACGAGGUGGCCGCUGGCUGAUAACUCUCUCCAAGCAGCAACGUAAAUCAGAUCUUGACCGGUUCUGGUUGGAGACGCUCUUGUGUCUUGUGGGUGAAGCAUUUGAUGACUACAGCGACGAUGUUUGUGGAUCGGUCAUCAACGUCCGAGCCAAAGGAGAUAAAAUAGCUAUUUGGACCACAGACUAUGAAAACAAAGACGCCAUCACACACAUAGGGCGUGUGUAUAAAGAGAGGUUAGGCGUCCCGCCAAAAGUGAUCAUUGGUUACCAGUCGCAUGCAGACACAGCCACAAAGAGCGGCUCCACAACCAAGAACAAAUUUGUUGCCUGAGGAUUCAUCAACCAAGAUUUAUUUUUUUUUGUCUGUCAGCAUAGAUUUUCUGUUAUGUGUCCACGAAUGUAACUGACGAGUUUAUCCACCAAAACAAACAUUUGAAAUGGAGAUAAAGUACCUUCCUUCAUAUUUGCCUGUUGGUUGACACUUGACCAAAGCUUUUGUUUAUGGUGACAGUAUGCGCAGUCAGAAAUGUAGCACUUGUUUGGAAACUUUAUUUUUGUGGUUGUGGGCUGCCAGUUUUAAUUUUCAAAUGCAGCUGGGGAAAUUUAAUUUAUCUAGCCCUUAGUGUAUACCAAUACGUUUUUGUUAAAGUACUUAAUAUUAAAGGCAACAAUUCAAGUACAAAGGUUUUAGUUUGAUAUGAAGUGUAGCUAUUCGUACUGUACGUGUCACUCCAUGUGCAGGAUCAGUGUACAGGUUUACUGAAGGUCAGCUUUUUAACUAUACAUUUGAAUUGUACUCGCAUCUUUUGAAAACUCACACAGCGACGGUACCUUUAGUUCAGCUUGUCUUCAUAGAAAUGUCCGGAUGGUGCAUUGACGUCUUUGUGUAGCUGUCGUACUAUUUUGGGAAGAUGGACAUCUUUAAAAGUCACUUUAUCUGAGUUUAAAAUGCCCAGUUUCUUUUCAGGCUGCUUGGGCAAUAUGAAAACUGUUAGACACUUGUGAUGCUUGACAGUGAUUGUCUAAAGACUCUGAAGGUCGAAGCUAACCCACUAUAACCGUGAACAUGAAUAUUCACAGUGAAAUGGACCAAUCCUAUGUCAUACCUUAGUUUUUGUUUUUUUCUUACUUGAGCGAAAGCAUUCUAUAACUGCCAGUCAUUACAUACCUGAGGUGUUGAGUGUCAUUGAGAAUUUUGAGUUGCACAUAAAGAUCUCACAGGAACAGAUCUACCACAGUAUGUCUUAGAUGAAUUUUCCAAAUAUACAUCAUAGUAUUUUUUUUUUUUUUUCCUUUGUGCAAAAGCCAUAUUUUUGUGUUACAUCUGAAAGUUUACUCUUUUCUUUUGGUAUGAGUUUACAUGAUCUACUGCUUAAAGUUUACAUAGUAUGACUAUUUCCAUUCCAGACAUUGUUUUUUUUUUAUGUUGUUGUUGUAUGUGAUAAAAGCAGAAAGAAUAUUGUUUGGGGGGGGACUGAACUGUGCCUUUAAUGUAAAACCCUGCCCCGUAUUUCUGAGUUUCUGAAAUGUACAAAGAAGCAAUGUAAAUAAAGUUGUACAGUGAAGUACGUUCUCUCAAAAAAA